UGAAUUUACACAGACCUACGGCCGGGAGAGAGGAGAGGAAAGUCUGGCGCACAUUCACGGUUUUGUCCUGAAGACACCGGGCCGAAAACCAACACCGGGAGGGAGGAGAGAAGUUCUCUUUUUGUCCUAAUUGUGCUUUUUCCUUCUCCGUUCCUCUGAGAUGGUUUAUUAGAGACCCCAAUGUAGGAUAGUGAUUGGAGUUGACAAUCCCGCUUCACUACUGUAUCUCCUCUCACCCCCCCUCUCCUCCUCCUCUCUCUCCACAACCAGGAAAUCGUCGAGGUGUGCUUCUUUAUCCUGCUUGUGGCUACCCCGUUUGCGGGUGUAGAUGCGUGUGUCGCCGAUUUUUGUCGUUUUUCUAUUUUAUUCGUUUGCCUUUUAACCCCCGGACUUCAACUCUGAAGUCAGCCAAACUUGUAUACGAGGAGAGGACCUCCACUCUGGCCGAACAAUGAGUGAGUCGAGUAUCUGCCAGGCUCGGGCCACUGUGAUGAUCUAUGACGAUGGCAACAAGAAGUGGCUGCCAGCGGGCGCGGGACCCCAGACCUUCAGCAGAGUCCAGAUCUAUCACAACCCCUCUACCAACGCAUUCAGAGUAGUGGGACGCAAGAUGCAGACAGAUCAGCAGGUGGUGAUAAACUGUCCAAUCGUGAGGGGUCUGAAGUAUAACCAGGCCACGCCCAACUUCCACCAGUGGCGGGAUGCACGGCAGGUGUGGGGGCUCAACUUUGGUAGCAAGGAAGAUGCUGCUCUUUUUGCCAAUGGCAUGAUGCACGCCUUGGAGGUGCUCAGCUCCAUGGCAGAUGCAGGCUAUGCAACCCUCCCCCGCCCAGUGUCGAAUGGACCAUCUCCGGAGGAGCUUGAACAACAACGGAGAUUGGAGCAACAGAGGCUGGAACAGCAGGAGAGAGAAAGACAGGAACGGGAACGGCAAGAAAGAGAGAGACUGGAGAGAGAGAGACAAGCUGCCGCAGCCUCCAUUCCUCCUGCUCCACCUAUGGCCCCUGGAGGCCCCAUGCCUCCUCCAGCUCCUCCUCCACCCCCGGGCCCUCCUCCAGGUGCUGGGAUCCCUCCUCCACCAGGACCACCUCCCUCAGGACCCCCACCCGCCCCGCCUCUGCCCUCUGCUGGAGGAGGUGGAGGUGGAGGCGGAGGUGGCGGUGGAGGUGGGGGCCUGGCGGCUGCUCUAGCAGGGGCAAAGCUCCGCAAAGUAUCCAAGCAGGAGGAUGGAGGCCCUGCAGCUCCAGCAGGCAGGGCUGAUUCCUGCCGAAGCAGCAACUCCUCUAUUGGAGGAGGAGGUGACCUGAUGGGCGAGAUGAGUGCUAUCUUGGCACGAAGGAGAAAAGCAGCAGACACUGGGGAGAAGGCACCAACGAAGACACAAGAUAACGAUGAUUCAGAGUCUCAAGGUCAAAGCGACACUAUUAGAAGACCGUGGGAGAAAUCAUCUACUAUGACCAGGAAUAACUCCAUCGCCAAGAGCAUGGACUCCACUUCCUCAUUGUCCCAAGGUUCCAGGGUGAAGCCCAGCAGCAAUAGUAACGACGCAAGCACAAAUGAUGACACAGAUUUAGAGAAAAUGAAACAGGAAAUUCUGGAGGAGGUGCGGAAAGAGCUACAAAAAGUCAAGGAGGAGAUAAUUGGAGCCUUUAUUCAGGAGCUGCAGAAGAGAAGCACAUAGUUCUGCUAACUGAGUGUCAGGCAGAAUGGAGGGAAGAGAUGGAUGGAGGACCUCUUCCACUGCCCCCUCCUGUGUAGCCCAGGGAUUUUUCCUUCUCUCCCACACAUUUUCUCUUUCUCUCUGUCUCUUACACAGAAAGCACAUGAGCAUACUUGCUUAUGUGUACAUCAUGCAUAUUCACUUCAUGUAAAUGGUAACCCAGGGAACCUCCUCACAUUGCCAUCCAAGACUUUAUGUGAUCACUUAACUAAUGUUGCAGUGGUGAUCCAGUCUCUCCCCUGUUCAUUACUCAUCCCUCUCGUAUUUUUUCCCCCGUUGUUUCCAACCAUUUAAGGGCACACGACUACAGCCACGGUUGCUCUUCCGCUUUGUAUGUACACUCAUCAUAACCCUCUCUCUGCAAACGUUCUGCCACUUGUGUCCUCUCCCUCCUGUUUUCAGACAUGCCAGUUAUUGACAGGGCAGCGUUCGGUAUUCAGGGACAUCAUAUUAUUCACAUUCGUUACUGUAAUAACAAGAUGCUGGCAUGCUGGGAUUUGCCAACAAUCCUCUUUUUUUUUUCCUCUUCCUCUAUCUCUCUCUUGACACACCAUUAAUCAGCCUCAAACACUACAACAGUGAGUUCAGUUCAGACAACCUCCAGUUGUUCAAAAUAGUCUCUGGUCACCUAAAUAAUAAUUGGAAGUUGAAGAACAUAACACUGCUCAGCUAUGAAUCAGGGACCCCUGCUCCCCCACCCCUCGCAGGGCUAACAACAAGAGCUCAAUGUGAUCUCUGCCUCUCAGUCAAGUGGAUUUACAGCUUUCAGCAAAGGCCAAGAACGCCAGCGGCACAUCGCAAACUUUCCUCGCUGCAGGAUAGCAGAAAUCAGAUGGAGGAAGAGGAGACAAGCAAAGGGAAUGUGACGGACAACCUGAGUGCUGUUAUAGAGGAGUGUGUUGUAGUUUCAUGAUGUGAGUGUGAGAAAUCAUCUUCGCAUUGCACUUGUUCCAGAGGAGGUGUGUGUCCAUGUGCCACACUGUACUGACAAACUAUUCCCUCUCACUCAGAACGAGAUAUUAUUUGUUGGCCAGUGCAGUGGUCUUAUACUGUGCUUCUUAUAGUUUUUUUUUUUUUUCUUCCAUUCUAGGUAUGUUUUCUAACUUUGAAACAUGAAAAAUGGCCAUGACGAGGUCAAUUAAUUUGGCCAUGACCAACUGCCUUGAGAAUAAAUAUAUAAAUAUAUAUAUAAGGAAAAUAUAUAUAUUUGUUUUGAGGGAAAAUGUUAGCAAAAUAAAAUGGUGUUUCUAUUUUAAUUGAGAUGACUGGUGAAUGGGGAUUUUUUUUUUUUCCUUUUUUCAAUGAUUGUUUUCUUAUGAGAUGUUAUUUUGGGUUUACUGUUGUUUCUUUUUUCUAAUAGAGUAUAGGCUUUUUACACUGAAGUAUAAAGAAAACAGCUUAGAGACACUGGAUUAGAAAUGCCUUUAUAGUCAAAUACAGCUGCUUCUUGAAAUGCA
Messenger RNA from Myripristis murdjan (pinecone soldierfish), 3177 nucleotides. RefSeq names its product vasodilator stimulated phosphoprotein b (gene vaspb). The transcript has 14 exons. Gene Ontology annotation, molecular function: actin binding; SH3 domain binding; profilin binding. Lineage: Eukaryota; Metazoa; Chordata; Actinopteri; Holocentriformes; Holocentridae. The coding region runs from base 452 to 1681 and encodes 409 amino acids. Gene Ontology annotation, biological process: axon guidance; positive regulation of actin filament polymerization; neural tube closure. Gene Ontology annotation, cellular component: cytoskeleton. The record is from RefSeq and is a predicted model, not a curated record.